AUGGCAUCAUUUGCUAGCUCCAGCACCAUCGUUAGACCAACCCCAUUUCUUGGCAAAAGGGGUUCCAAUGCUAAUCCUCUUAGAGAUGCAGUCUCUAUGGGAAAUGGCAAAUACAUCAUGGGCAAUGAGUUGUGGUAUGGACCUGACAGAGUGAAGUACUUGGGACCAUUUUCAGCCCAGACUCCUUCGUAUCUGACUGGAGAAUUCCCAGGUGACUAUGGAUGGGACACUGCUGGUUUAUCAGCCGAUCCUGAGGCCUUUGCUAAGAACAGGGCUCUCGAGGUGAUCCAUGGGAGAUGGGCUAUGCUUGGAGCACUAGGCUGCAUCACCCCAGAAGUCCUUCAGAAAUGGUUUAAAGUAGAAUUCAAGGAACCAGUGUGGUUCAAAGCUGGAGCUCAAAUCUUCUCAGAAGGUGGCUUGGACUACUUGGGUAACCCCAACCUUGUCCACGCCCAAAGCAUCCUUGCUGUCCUUGGAUUCCAGGUUGUCCUCAUGGGGCUUGUUGAGGGAUUCCGCAUCAAUGGUCUCCCUGGAGUAGGAGAGGGUAAUGACCUUUACCCUGGUGGCCAAUACUUCGACCCUCUCGGCCUGGCCGAUGAUCCGACUACAUUCGCCGAGCUCAAAGUGAAGGAAAUCAAGAAUGGCCGGCUAGCUAUGUUCUCCAUGUUUGGAUUCUUUGUUCAAGCUAUUGUUACUGGAAAAGGUCCCCUGGAGAACCUCUUCGACCACCUUGACAACCCUGUAGCUAACAAUGCUUGGGUAUACGCCACCAAGUUCGUGCCUGGGUCAUAA
This is a messenger RNA of Dovyalis caffra, 792 nucleotides long. The record is from the annotation of a GenBank genome assembly. NCBI's taxonomy places the organism in Eukaryota, Viridiplantae, Streptophyta, Magnoliopsida, Malpighiales, Salicaceae.